Messenger RNA from Eleginops maclovinus (Patagonian blennie), 4901 nucleotides. It is a transcript of the gene adra2db, whose product is annotated as adrenergic, alpha-2D-, receptor b. Gene Ontology annotation, biological process: regulation of smooth muscle contraction; adenylate cyclase-activating adrenergic receptor signaling pathway; platelet activation. The transcript has a single exon. Gene Ontology annotation, molecular function: epinephrine binding; alpha2-adrenergic receptor activity. The record is from RefSeq and is a predicted model, not a curated record. Lineage: Eukaryota; Metazoa; Chordata; Actinopteri; Perciformes; Eleginopidae. The coding region runs from base 405 to 1676 and encodes 423 amino acids. Gene Ontology annotation, cellular component: plasma membrane.
UGUCACCUCACAACUGUGUGGGCAUUCAUACCAUCAGCACUGUGUCUCCAAAGCGAAGCUGUUCACCGAACGGCAAAUAAAGCAUCAUUACGCACCGCAAUGUGACGGAAGAGGAGCGACUCUGCUCGUGGAGUGUUGGAUAUAAAACUAUUUGAUAUUGUCCGGACCCUGUGUGCUCAUCAGGAGAAAUUGGAGGACAUGUGUUAGUGGUUUGCUGUUUGAGGAGAUGCAUUUGUGCAGGUACUGCGUCUUAUGUGGGCUACACUCUGUUGCUACUGGCCAGGAGCGUUACGCACAACAUAUCGCCAUGCAUUAGUGAAAGGCAGUUCAGCGCAGUCAGUCUUUUGGAAUGGGAAACGGUGCAAAACAACAAACAUGAUCCGGAAGGACAAAUUGGAGCCAAAAUGGAUUUAAACCAGUUAGAUCUGUUGGUGGGGAACGUUUCCAAGGAUGAGAACACCACGGACGCACCGCUUGGCUUGCCACACACCGAGGCAGCCACUGCGCUCAUCAUCUUUGUGGUUACCGUCAUUAUUUCGGUGACCAUUGUAGGUAACGUGUUGGUGAUUGUAGCGGUUCUGACCAGCCGGGCUCUCCGUGCGCCCCAGAACCUUUUCCUGGUCUCCUUGGCUUCAGCAGACAUUCUGGUGGCCACACUUGUCAUCCCCUUCUCGCUCGCCAAUGAAGUCAUGGGUUACUGGUACUUUGGGAGUACUUGGUGCGCCUUCUACCUGGCUCUGGACGUUUUGUUCUGCACCUCAUCCAUCGUGCACCUGUGUGCCAUCAGCCUGGACCGCUACUGGUCAGUGACAAAGGCGGUCAGCUACAACCUGAAGCGGACACCUAAGCGCAUCAAGUCAAUGAUCGCUGUAGUGUGGGUAAUAUCUGCUGUCAUCUCCUUCCCUCCUCUCCUCAUGACCAAACAUGAUGAACGGGAGUGUCUGCUAAACGAUGAGACCUGGUACAUCCUCUCCUCUUGCCUGGUGUCCUUCUUCGCUCCGGGUCUCAUCAUGAUUUUAGUUUACUGUAAGAUAUAUAAGGUGGCCAAACAGCGCUCCUCCACCGUAUUCGUUGCCAAAAACGGCCUGGAGAGGCAGCCCUCUCAGUCUGAGACAUGUUUCGUCAGGAAAGACCGUUUUGAGACGGAGAGCCCCAGCAGCCAGAGCUCCGGGAGUCACCAGCGGAGGCAGGGGGAGCUGGAUGACAUAGACCUGGAGGAGAGCUGCUGUCCGGCGGACACUAAACCCCGCAAUCAUCGCUUCAACAAGCGGAGAAAGGUGGAGGGGUCAGACUGCUGCCCGCCUCAGAACUGCCGUCUCUCCUGGGCUUCAGCCCGUGCGUUGCAGCUCCACCCAGAGCAGAAGCACCCAGCUGCGCGACAACAGCUGGCCGCGGCCAACAAGACCAAGGUGGCCCAGAUGCGGGAAAAACGGUUCACCUUCGUGCUUGCUGUUGUGAUGGGGGUAUUUGUGCUUUGCUGGUUCCCCUUCUUCUUUACCUACAGCCUGCAUGCUAUCUGCAGAGAGAGCUGCUACAUCCCUGGUGCACUUUUCAACCUUUUCUUUUGGAUUGGAUACUGCAACAGUUCUGUGAACCCUAUCAUUUACACUAUUUUCAACAGGGAUUUCAGGAAAUCCUUCAAGAAAAUCGUAUGCAGAACUUCAAAACGCAUAUAAACACAGGAAUCCUUUGGGGAAAAUGUUGCCUCUUUCACUGAAUGAUAUAUAAUUGUAUAACUUAUUCUUCUGACUUACUGUGUUCCCUCCCGAAAUUCAUUUUAAUGUAACUCGUGAACUGAAUAAAAUGUGAAGUUUCAAAACAAAAAGGUACAUAUGUUCAGUUCAUCAAAGUUUAAAAUUUGAUGCAAGCAUCAAACAUGGUCAGUUAAUCAAGCAUUAGAUGCAUCUUUGCCACUGUUGUAAUAUAAAGAUCAUUGUAUAAUAAGUCCUGCAACAUGCACCUUUGAGUAAAAAGUUUCUCUAUAAUGGAUAGAUAUUUUGUACCGCAGCAAGCUGGAGGAAAGACCAACUUCAGGGUGAAAUUGAAGUCAUGAAUUUAGUUUAAAAUGCAUGAUUCCAGAGCUGGAGGCUGGUGCACAGUGGGUGUUUUGUGUAAAGAUAAAAAGAAGAUUACUCUCCAUCAUCUAUAAGAUAUGAGCAUGACGAUAAGCAGGCUAGCGGCAUUCAAAAAUGAAAAAAAAAAAAAAAAUGAUGGCAAGUAUUUUAGACACACAUUUAUUUAAACUUGCUGCUGUUUAAGCCACAGCAAGGCAAUUUCUUAUCAAUUAACCCCCAAACUUACAUAACAGUCUAAUCUUAAACCCCCACCGCACUAUCACAGAACUCACACCAGAACACAAUGUCCAAUCUCAGGCCUGUGUGUGCAAAAACUCAAUAAAUCUGUGUUCAAUUUCAACACCUCAAAAAGAUUUAAACAAUGCAAGAGCCCUAUUCUGCUACACAGACAGGUUUUGGUUUAAUGGCAUGCUGAGGAAAAAACAUUGCAGUAGAGUUCAUUAAAUGUAGUCAUACAUUUAUAUUCAAUAUCUUUCCUCUGGCAUGUAGAACAUACCAGAGGAAAGAUAUUGCCACACAACCAAUAAAGGAAACAGUCCCACUCCUUCGAACUUUAAAAUACAAUCUCUCAAGGAGCUCGACUUCCAUCAUACCUCAAAUGUCAUUGGUUGAACAAGAAUGUAAUCCUCUGCUUUACCUAGCUGUAUUAUUAUUAUUAUUAUAGAAAAAGCCAUCUAAAUUAUUCCAUAAGUUAUGACAAACAUGAAAACUAAAUGUUUUGGUCAUGGUAUGUGACUGCACAUUACUGUUUCCCACACGGGCUCAAAACAUGGUUGCUUCAUGAUGCAUCUGGGACCAAAACUGUAUGUGUAGUGAAAAGUGAAAAGAAGGCUGGCCAGCUCCAUAUCAGCCUAUUGUCUGCAGGGGAGUGCUGGGGAUAGAUACACUAUUUAUAUCCUCUUAGGAAUGUCUUCAAAGCAUCUUACGGCUUACUGGCGCCUGCCAAAGAUAAUCACCCUGUUUGAGGGGUGUUAUGGUUAAAAGGAAAUUUCAAGAAGGUUAAUGAAUUUGUUUUUGUGAAGAGUGCACAUAUUCAUGAGGGUGGUGUUAAAAUAUCACUGAAGAGAAAAAGAAUGAAGGUGUUGGUAUAUUUCCUAUUCCACUUGACGUUCCGCAUUAUUUUAUUCAGGAAGAUAAUCAGACAGUCUGAGAGAGGUUAGAGGGAGGAAACUUUAUCUCAAAGGGAUUCAUAAACUCUCAAAACAAAUGAAAUGUCUGGGUCAAGUCACAGCAACAGGAAGCUGUGAAAAAAGCAUUGUGUCUUCAUCUUGAAGGAUUACUGUUAUGGGAGUGGUGUUAUUUGGAACAUGUGUAACUUAAUAUUGUUGUGUACAUGUUAUAAAAUGUCAUUUCUCUGGACAGCACUUUCAUUACUCCGAAAGCGUGUUGCAUUCUCCGAGGAGGAAAUAUUUAUGUGAGCACUUUGUAAUUAUCUCCCCGAUUUCCAUCUAACAAGAAGUCCAACUCUCUUGUUAAAUCUCAUUUUCUAAUUCAAUUAGCUUUCCAAUCAUCUGCUCUGCAGCAGCAACAUGAAACACAAUGCUUUUAAUCAGCUGUUUGUUCUUUAUGUUGCAUCAAGUCCUGUUUUGUCUCUCAGAGGCAUUUCUCCUGACACAGUUCAGCUCAGUUACAUGUUGUCUACCAAACUGAGAGUUCUAACACGUAAAAACAGCAUAGCUUGUUAUAUUACGGUUGUUCUCAAAUACAGAUCUCUCACAACCCCACACUAUUCAAGACAAAUGCUGUUAUUGUAUUUGUAUUUAAGAUAAACUAAGUGUUGUUUCUGUCUGUUUAUUUAAAAGCCUCUUAUACUGAACCCUUUAUUCAUCCUAGACUGUAAACAAAGUCGGAGACUAUAGUUCAGGAAGAAAUGCGACACCCCCUAACCUCUCGAAUCCUCCUCCGAAGGUCUAAAGAGAGCUUUCAGAUCCCAGAGCGGGAUGGUGAAGGGAAAGUUUUUUGUGGAUGGUCAGUGCGUACUGCCGGGAGUUCAGUGUCAGCGAGGAAGGCAAUGCUAUUUGCAGUCACAUUUACCCAAAGGAAAGAUGCUUAAAAUGUUUCAAAAUCGGAGCAGCAUCUUAGGAUGAGAGAGGCUGAAGGAUGCCAAGAGCAGUUGUCCUUGUUACGCUACCUUGUUUGUCAGGCACAAUGCUGCAUCUGCAGGUAAUUGCUUCUUUUUUCUUCAAUCGUCUCUAACAAGAUAAGGGUUGAAGGCGAGCAAGGCCAAAAGUGGCAUCAAUUCCAGGAAGCCUUGUAUCUUGAGAAGAGCCAGUUUGUCAUUAGUGUAAAUCACCUGGUGUCACGUCCAGAGGAGGGGAUUGACAUCACUUCCUCCAGGUCGUUCUAAGGAAUAUAUAUAGCCGUUAAACACAAUCAGUCUUGAGGUGUCAACGGAAAUCAGAGAGCUUUGUGUUUUAUGUCUCUGCAUGCACAGCUCCUCGAAAUUAAGACAAAUUAUUUUGACAGCCCCUGUAUUCUUAAGAAGAUAAACAAGCUGAUUAAACUGAACUUGUUUGGGAUGAAAAAAAAGGGAUUGAAGGCUUAUUGGCUCAAUGUCUUUCAAACCAACGUUAACUGAAGAAACAAUUUUGUGCUGUUGUUGUUGAUUAUUUGUGGUGUGAAAACCUAUUUCCUUACAAUGUAACCAUGGAUACUCAAUCCAUAGACCUACCUCCUCAUGUUCUUUUGCUGUUUCAUUUGGUGAACAAAUAUUCAAGUGUCGUUUUUCAAAGGGAGAUGUGGCUGUGUCUAUUCGUCAACAUUUUUCAUUCCUGAACAAGCCUUGUAUAUUCAUUUCAGAAAUAAAAUAGUAUGCAAAUGUGUUUC